AUGUUCCACCAUCGGCAUAUUCAAGGGGUCGCUUCCCUCGCUCGUAGCUUCAGCCGAAUCACACUCACCGUGGAACGAUCGCCGAAUGGUGUUUUGCCAUUAGUCGCCACUCCGAGAGCCGCUAGAUCGCCGAAUGGAUUAAAUGUCCCGGAACGGUUCGCGCUACCUCAACUGCCAUCACAACAGCUACGGCCACCUACGAUGGGAGGACUCGAGAUUGGCAACGGCGUACGGCGCAAUCCGCUGCUCCCUUUGAAAGAAAUCAUCGACAUUCCGCUGGUUUCGCGGAUCAUAGAAAACCCGAUCCAACGGCCGGGCACAGGGGAACCGAUUGGCGAUAAUCUAAACACUGUCCCGUCACUUGACCUUCCCACGGGUAUCGUGCAGCCGGACGACGGUGGAAAGCAGGCCGCUCGUCUCAUCGUGAUCCGGAGGCGUAAAAUGCGCAAGCAUAAGCUAAAAAAGCUCCGAAAGCGAAUGAAGUUCGAGUGGCUGAAGGUUCGUCAAAGACGGGAACUAAGGAAGGAGAAACUGUUCCAGGCGGAACUGAUCAACCAAAUAAAGGCGGCAGAAAAGUUUUCGGCCGAAGCGUACGUGGCCGAGAAGCUGCGCCUGGCAAAGACCACCCCACUGCCGCGGUUCUGGAAAGGAAGGCGAUUGCCAGAGUUCCUCAUCAAGCAAAAGUUAGGCAUUGAGUAGCGUGUAUCCGUUAGAUGAAAUACAG
Messenger RNA from Anopheles cruzii, 724 nucleotides. RefSeq lists its product as uncharacterized. Lineage: Eukaryota; Metazoa; Arthropoda; Insecta; Diptera; Culicidae. The record is from RefSeq and is a predicted model, not a curated record. The coding region runs from base 1 to 699 and encodes 232 amino acids. The transcript has 3 exons.